CACCGUGCCGCGGGAAGAGCCGGGAGCACAUGGAAGGAGAGAGAGAGGCAAAAAAUCCCAGAUCGCUGCUGCUGCCGGGGAGGCAAAGUGGGGAGAGAGGAAAAGGAGGAGAGGAGGCUCGGAACCGGCAAGUAGAGAAGUUUGAGCACUUCCCACUCCUCUUCCACUUCUCUGCUGUAGUCACCGGAUCAUCACCAGCAGCAGCAGGGGCAGGGGCCAGGUCUGCUGCGACUCGGCACUUUCUCGGGCUCCGGUGGGGUCCCUUUCCUUCUUUUGCCCCCUUUUGUUUUGAAGAGGAGAAAGGGAGACAAGAAAUUCAGGCACCAAAAACCGCCUCGAUCGUCUCCGGCGAGAUGGUUAAAAAGAAAAAAAAAAAAGCGCCCAAGAAGCGGAAAACGUCCUGGAUUUCUGUAAAAGCGCCCUCCCUAGUGACUGGAGAUUGGCAAACAGCUCAUUCUCUGCCCAGACCAUGGCUGGAAGGCAGCAUGGGCUCUGGGAAGGCGGGAGGAAGGGGACCCCUGAGGAUUCCGACCCUGCUGAUUUCCCCUGCUGAGUUACGGACCCUGCGUAGCCAGGAUGGAUGCAUGGGAUGCAUGCGUAGCAUGGAUGCAUGGGAAACAGCAGUGCUUAUUAUCUCAUGUUUCCUCUCGAUGUCCCAAAACGGGUGCCUGGAACAGGUGCUCUCUGGCUGUAGGACUCCAGAGGGAUGCAGGUCUCCAACUCCAUCCUCACCUGUAAACAGCAUCUCAGCCCAACUGCUCUGACUGCAAGGGAGUGAUGGGCACAUCUGGAUCACAGCCGUGGUGGUGGGAUGCACAGAGAAUGGCAGACCAGCACUCGCCUCUGUAGCUUCCAGGGGCUGCUUUGAGAGUCUGGCACUUCUCUAAGGAACAGGUUAAUUAAAGCCACAAAUGUUUCAAAAAUUAA
This is a messenger RNA of Pipra filicauda (Wire-tailed manakin), 927 nucleotides long. RefSeq lists its product as uncharacterized. The transcript has 3 exons. The record is from RefSeq and is a predicted model, not a curated record. NCBI's taxonomy places the organism in Eukaryota, Metazoa, Chordata, Aves, Passeriformes, Pipridae. Bases 30 to 764 code for a protein of 244 amino acids.